AUGUGGACGGGGCUUGGAAGCCUCGUUGCCGCGGCUGUGCCAUGGCCUUGGCGGAGGCGGCCACAGGGACGAAGCUAUGGAGGGAAGGAGCUCCCUCAUCUGCCGUUGGUGCUUCGCCUCUGGGAGGUGCUCCCCGGGCGGGGGCGCCGCGCGGUACCCGGCGGCGCCGCCUGGGAUGGGUCGGUGGCCAGUCGCCGCUUCCGCGUGCGCUGCGGUGGUGGCGUCGCUCCUGGGUCGUCGCUGUUCAGAGAUGCUGGCGCGACGGUGCUGGUGAUGGUCGGGGCCUACGCCCUUGUCCGCGCAUUUGACGUCCUCACCGCCCGUAAAAUUGUCGACCAGGUCUCUAUCUCUCUCUCUCUCGCUAUCUCCCUUUUCAUUCCAAAAAGGGUAAGCGUUUUCAUUCCAUAAAGGGUAAAGAGGGUCGGCGAGAGCUUGCAUUUUCCUCUGUUUCUUCUAUCUUAGUGCGAACUUUCUUCCAAAUUUCGUGGCUACCACCGAGCUGAAUGAAGUCGAUUUGGGGUUCAGCUCAGUUUGAAGUAAUGGAGUCGUGCUGAAUGAUUCAUAUAAUUAGGGAAAGGGAUAGGUUAAAUGAUCCACUAACCUCUUAGGAAUGGAGAGAUUUGAUGAAACACUUAAGCUUUUAGCUGUUUCUGAGGCAGUCGCCUUGAUUUCGAUCUUGUUACAAGUUGUAGAAACGAUGAGCAUGGAUAAUUAAAGGGUGAAAAACCGAAAUCUUGACCCAGAGCUCAAAAUCCCUGAUGUUCCUCUCCAGGGAGAAAAAUUAACCAAGGUUGAUAAUCUUUUGUUAUUAAUUCGAUCUGAGCCUUGGGCUCCCUCAACUGAAUCCAUUUAAGGUAAUAACAAAUGGGUAAUGGAUUGUGUUUUGGUAUCAGAAGAAACAUCGGAGAGCCCCACUGAAUCCUUUGAAGAUGAUCCAAACUGGUGUGCAUUCAGAUUUGUGGAAAUCUUUUCUUUGGUUUGGACAUUGGGAACUUGCUUUGUUUGUUUAAUUGCUAAUAUCAAACCCAAAAGCGUGGUGUUGAUCACUGUUCAUUUGGAGUCAGAUUAUAGGGCUAGAGUUGACUGAGCAUUGCAUAAAUUCUGAGGACGAAUGCUCUCCAAUGAAUAGUUCCUGAUGAAACAGAGAGGCCAGUCAUAGAAAAAAGAUUCUAUCAUGUCUCCUGGCCAUCAAUCUACAGUCUUCCUUCUCUCUAUAAUAAUCAGAUAUCACGGCUAAGCUGACUAGAAAUCUCUGAAAAAUCAGGGGAUAAUUUGGAAUACUAGUGAGGGUUAUUUUCAAGUUGAAAACUGUGGUCUUCCGUAAAGAAAGGCUUCUCAGAAUUCCUAUUUAUUUCCUAUCUAGGGCAGAAGGUGAGCAGAAAGGUCGUCCAUGUUCUGUCAGGGAUACUAUUCAUGUCUUCAUGGCCGAUUUUCAGGUGCCCCUUCCUCCCCGAUUCCUUGAAAUCCUCCAUGCAUACUGGUUUUACUUCUGAAUGUUACACUGAUAGCCAUCUUUCUGGUCCUCAGCUCCUCGCUGGAGGCCCGCCUGUUUGCCUCCCUGGUUCCCCUGUUAAACUGCCUGAGGCUUGUUAUUUAUGGCUUCUCCCUGGCGACCGACGAGGGGCUGAUCAAAUCUGUCACCCGAGAGGGGAAACCUGAGUACUCUCCCCCGCUCCUUCCCAUUCCUCUCAUCUGCUCACCUGCCCGCUUUGAACGCUGGAGAUGGGCUUUUUCUCUUCAAAGCUUCUUGUUUUUUCUUGCAGGGAAUUGCUCCGAGGCCCUCUCUAUUAUGUUCUUGUCUUGAUGUUCUGUGCCCUGAUCUACUGGCGGGAUUCUCCUGUGGGGGUCAUCGCCCUGUCUAUGAUGAGUGGUGGUGAUGGUAACCUCUUCGUCCAUUGGCUUCAUGUUUCUUCGUGAUCUGGCUCUGAUAAGGAGCCCACCCCUCCCCAGCCAGCCCCAACCCUCUUCCUCUUCGUCUUCGUCUUCUUGGUAGGGGUCGCCGACAUAAUGGGGAGGAAGUUUGGAGCGAUCAAGCUCCCGUACAAUAAACAGAAGAGCUGGGUCGGGAGCAUAUGCAUGUUUGCCUCUGGCUUCUCCCUCUCAAUGGGGUAAGUCUCUUAUCUGUUUGACUUUGUCAGUUUGUUCGGCUCCAAUUAGUCAGGAAGGGAAAGUCAACUCUGGGUUUCUGAUCUGCUUCCCUGCAGGAUGCUCUACUACUUCUCCUCUCUAGGGUACCUCGAGCUGGAGUGGGGAGAGGCGGUGAAGAACGUCGCCUUGGUCUCUCUGGCGGCGACGGCGGUGGAGUCGCUGCCCAUCACCGAUGUCCUUGACGACAACAUCUCGGUGCCUCUGUUGAGCAUGCUGGUGGCUUCAUUGCUUUUUGGCUUCCAAACCCACUGA
Molecule: messenger RNA, 2400 nt
Organism: Spirodela intermedia
Lineage: Eukaryota; Viridiplantae; Streptophyta; Magnoliopsida; Alismatales; Araceae
Source: the annotation of a GenBank genome assembly